UCAGAGUUCAGGUUGCAAAACAACUUGGGUACAGUUUGUUGUGUAGUAAAAGCUGCAGAGUGAAAUGUUGGAAAAUUACUAUGAACCUGCCUUUAGACAACAUUAUGCAGAGAGCUGAGGGAAUUCUGCCUGUCUAGUUUUGCCUAAAACAUUUUACGGAAGGAAAGACAGCAUUGGCAUGGCAAAGCGGAGAGAGGCUGCAGAGACCAAAACAAAGAAACCGAAGCAAGCGAUGAAGGCAAAAACCAGCGGAGCAAGACCAAGAGCGAAGAAGAAAGCUGCAGAGGAAGAGGAAACGCUUGAGAGGAAGGUCAAACCCAAACCAUGUAGGUCCACAAAACGAGCAGCAGGGAACACCACUUCCACCACAUCCACACCCACCCUUGCUGUCAAAACCAGUAAAUACUUCCAGUCGUCACUGAAGAAGGAGGAGACUGACAUUGACAGUGAAGACGACUUUGACAUGGUGACCUCAGAAGCACCUGAGGCCGCAGUGAAUGCUGAGAAAACCGAGAAAGAACAAGAGGAGGAGGAGGACAGUGAGGAAGAUGCGGAUGAUUGGGAGGAAGUGGAAGAGCUGGCUGAGCAGAUGGGUCCAGUUGAGCUACCAGAACCUGUCCUGCCCUCUCAGCCAGUUGAGAUAGAGAUUGAGACUCAAGAAGUCAGGAAAAGGAAAAAGAGGCAGGCAGAGUUUGAGACAUACUUGAAGCGGAUGUUGAACCGAUACAAGAAGGACCAGCUGAUAAACACACACAAGGUCCACCUCAUGUGCCUGAUAGCCAAUGGGAUGUUCCGCAACCAACUGUGCAGUGAACCACUCCUGCUGGCCAUAACUCUGUCGCUGCUGCCCCCCCACUUCAGUAUGGUUGCCAAGGAACAUAUUGACCAAAACUACCUCUCCAGACUGCUUAAAUGGUUUAGAGAAACGUUCACUCUCAACCCCAGUCUUUCCUGUGAAGAGUGUCCGGACCCCUGUGCUCUGCUGGAGAGGCGGCUGGGCAAUCUGUCAGCCAGAGACCACCAGGAGAUGACUCAUCUGUUCCUGUUGGUCCUGAGGUCUCUGCAUCUCUUCAGCCGAUUGGUUCUUUCUUUGCAGCCGAUACCUUUCAAACUCCCAUUAGCCAAGGGCAAAGGAGUUACAACAUCUGCUGAUGUCCUGGGAAAGAGCCACACAAGCCAUGGAACCUCCAAGAGCAGCCCCCCUGAGUCGAAGGUCUCUCCUGGUACGAAGAGACCAGCAGGAGGGUUGAAGAUCAAAGGAGACAGUGGAGGAAAGAAAGCAAAGAGAAAAGUAAUAAAGGAGGACGAUGAGGAGGAAGAGAAGAAGGCUAUAACAUCAGGAGGGCAGAGGCCAAAGAACUCAAAACGCCGCAGCAUUGCUUCAAAAGUUAACUACAAGGAGGAGAGCAACAGUGAAGGGGAAAUGGAGGAGCAGGGGCUUUCUGAUGACAUGGAAUUGCAGUUAACAAGUGAAGAGGACAGUGAAGAUUCAGAUAGUUGGGCUAAAUCUACAAAGAAGAAGAUGGGGAACAGGAACAGCAAAGCCAAAGUGGCCUACAGCAAGAAAACCACAGCUUCAAAGAGAACAGAUAAAAAACAGGUAAAGGAGGAGGAAUGCGAGUGGCAAGACGAUCAUGACGACGCAGAAAGAACAACAAGCAAUGGAACAAAGCAUAGGAGUGGGAAAAAGAAGGGUGAGCAUGGAGCGGACGAGUGGUUGGAGGUGUUUCUGGAAAAAAACUCUUCCUGGGUUUGCGUGGAUGUGGAGCAUGGUGUCGGAAUGCCUCAUCUCUGCUCCCAGAAUGCAACAGUGCCAGUGACAUAUGUGGUGUCGUUGGACGGAGACGGGUUCAUUAAGGACCUGGGAAAGAAGUAUGACCCCACCUGGAUGACAUCGUCCAGGAAGAGACGAGUGGAUGAAGACUGGUGGGAGGAAACGCUUGAGCCGUUCCUGGCGCCCGAGGACGAGAGGGACAUAAUGGAGGACAAGGAGCUUCAAAACAAGCUGCUGAACAAACCGAUGCCAAUCUCAGUAGGCGAGUAUAAGAACCACCCGCUCUAUGCCUUAAAGAGACACCUGCUGAAAUACGAAGCUAUCUACCCUUCAUCAGCCACUGUACUGGGAUACUGCAGAGGCGAGCCAGUGUACUCCAGGGAUUGUGUGCACACCCUCCAUUCCAGAGACACAUGGCUGAAAGAAGCACGAACUGUCAGACUAGGAGAGGAGCCAUACAAGAAAGUGAAGGGUUUCUCUAAUCGUUCACGUAAAGCCAGGAUGAUGUCUGAGCUGAAGGAUGAAAAUGACCUGCCUCUGUUUGGAGAAUGGCAGACUGAAGAGUACCAGCCGCCUAUAGCUGUGGAUGGGAAGGUUCCUCGUAAUGAUUACGGUAACGUCUACUUGUUUAAGCCCUGUAUGUUACCGGUGGGCUGUGUUCACCUCAGGCUGCCCAACCUGCACCGCACGGCCAGGAAGCUGAACAUUGACGCCGCCCCUGCGGUCACAGGCUUUGACUUCCAUGGAGGAUACUCGCAUGCUGUGACUGACGGUUACAUUGUGUGUGAGGAGCAUGAGGAGAUUCUCAGAGCAGCCUGGGUAGAAGAACAAGAGCUUCAGAAACAGAAGGAGAAAGAGAAAAGAGAAAAGAGGACUAUCUCCAACUGGGCUCUGCUGGUGAAGGGGCUCCUGAUCAGAGAAAAGCUUAAACAGCGCUACGGCAAGAAGAACGAGGGACUGGUGAGCCUUGCGCACAGAGAGAAGGGUGCUGGACUUUCAUCUGAUGAGGAGGCGGUUGAGUGUGGAAGUCCAGGAGCUAAGACUGCAUCUGAAACUCUGGCGGUGUCCUGGCCCCAGAAUAGACAAGCAGAGGAGGGUGGAGGGAACAUCAGCGAACUGAAGAGGAAAACAAUGACAAAACGAGAAAAGAGAGGACAAGAGAAACAUUUGUUCCCUUUUGAGAAAGUGUGAUGUCAGAGACACAAAAAUUAAGAUCGAUUAUCCCUUGCUCUCAAAAAAGCACUUGGAUGUCUGCUCCUCACGUUCUUUAGAAGUGUUCACACAACAUACCUUCAAGCAGGAUAAAGUAUGUCUUGUCCGAAACAAAUCUGAAAUACAUUUUUGCAAGGUUGGUCAACACUGGAACAUUUAGCUAUAACACUAUAAAAAGCGAAAGGAGAGGAAUGUUUUGUUGUGAAAUGAUCUGUAGAUUUAUCUGUUUCUUAUAGUGGUGAUAAAACAUAGAUUAAACCUGCUUUGUCUCCAUUACUGUAUAUAUUUCUAUUAGCUCAUAUGUUCUAUUGGUAGCUUUUUGUAUGAAAGUAUAAAAGACAGUACAUGCCAAGAUGCCAGUGGAAUAAAACAUGUUUAGUGACUAUCAAA
This is a messenger RNA of Micropterus salmoides (largemouth bass), 3376 nucleotides long. RefSeq names its product xeroderma pigmentosum, complementation group C (gene xpc). Gene Ontology annotation, molecular function: damaged DNA binding; single-stranded DNA binding. The coding region runs from base 179 to 2965 and encodes 928 amino acids. Gene Ontology annotation, cellular component: nucleus; nucleotide-excision repair factor 2 complex; XPC complex. The transcript is spliced from 14 exons. Gene Ontology annotation, biological process: nucleotide-excision repair; mismatch repair. Lineage: Eukaryota; Metazoa; Chordata; Actinopteri; Centrarchiformes; Centrarchidae. The record is from RefSeq and is a predicted model, not a curated record.